Molecule: messenger RNA, 1405 nt
Organism: Syngnathoides biaculeatus (alligator pipefish)
Lineage: Eukaryota; Metazoa; Chordata; Actinopteri; Syngnathiformes; Syngnathidae
Gene: sec14l7
Product: SEC14-like lipid binding 7
Exons: 12
Coding region: 196-1350 (384 amino acids)
Cellular component (GO): cytoplasm
Source: RefSeq, a predicted model, not a curated record
UAUUUUUGUGUUCAUUCUAGCAAGGUCGAAAUUUCCUCCUCUUCUCAAAAUGGCCAACGAGCAACUUGAAAGAUGAAAAAUGACGUGUUGUCCCUAAAGUGUGCGUCUUUGGUGUAGAGGGCGUGACGUGGCGUGGCCUCCCCCACGGACCCCCCCGGACAUCGUCCCUCGCCAGUCUGGACGUUUGAGGCCAUCAUGAGCGGACGCGUUGGAGAUUUGAGCGCUGAGCAAGCUGCUUCGUUAACGCAGUUUCGGGACAGAAUCGCAGACGUCCUUCUCGAGCUUCCGGCCCAACACGACCGCUACCUGCUCCGCUGGCUCCGAGCCAGAAGUUUCAAUGUUGCCAAAGCCGAAGUGAUGAUCAGGAAGCACGCCGACUUCAGGAGGACCAUGCAGGUGGACGGCAUCGUUUCGGACUGGACGCCUCCCGAGGUGAUCGUCCGCUACGUGUCGGGGGGCGCGUGCGGCCACGACAAGGAGGGCAGCCCCGUCUGGUACGACGUGGCGGGCCCGCUGGACCCCAAGGGUCUCCUGAUGUCGGCCAGCAAGCGGGACUUCCUGAGGACCAAGAUCAGGGACAUGGAGAUGCUGCAGCGCCAGUGUCGAGCGCAGUCCCGCCAGUUGGGCGUGAACGUGGAGUCCAUCACGCUGAUCUACGACUGCGAGGGUCUGGGCCUCAAGCACAUGUGGAGGCCCGCCAUCGAGACGUACGGCGAGAUCCUGACCAUGUUUGAAGACAACUACCCGGAGGCGCUCAAGAGGGUCUUCCUCAUCAAAGCUCCCAAAGUGUUCCCGGUGGUCUACAACCUGAUCAAGAACUUCCUGUGCGAGGACACGCGCCGCAAGAUCAUCGUUCUCGGAAGCAACUGGCAGGAAGUUCUUCGAGCCCACGUGGACGCCGAGCAGCUUCCGGCGGCGUACGGCGGGACCCGGACCGACCCGGACGGGGACCCUCGCUGCAGAACGAUGAUCAACUACGGCGGCACGGUGCCACGUUCGUACUACAUCCGUAACACCGUCAAGGUCCAGUACGACAACGUCGUCACCGUCAGCCGCGGCGCCGUCUUGCAGUUGGAGUACGACGUCAGCGCCCCCGGAAGCCUGCUGAGGUGCCAGUUCGCCAGUGACGGCGGCGACAUCGGCUUCGGCGUGUCCCUCCGCAGGCGGAAGACGGCGGCCGUGCUGGACGUCGUUCCCGCGCAGCGCUGCAACGCCCAUCUGGUGCCCGAGGACAACGUCGUCGCCUGCCCCGAAGUCGGCGUGUACGUCUUGUCUUUCGACAACACCUACAGCGUCCUGCGGUCCAAGCGCGUCAGCUACACGGUGGAGGUGCUUCCUCCGGCGCCGUGACGGAGGUUCUGCACCGGACCGGACCGGACCUGCUCGCCAGUUUUCAGCGCGCCGC